Molecule: messenger RNA, 1599 nt
Organism: Fusarium pseudograminearum CS3096
Lineage: Eukaryota; Fungi; Ascomycota; Sordariomycetes; Hypocreales; Nectriaceae
Exons: 3
Coding region: 1-1599 (532 amino acids)
Source: RefSeq, a predicted model, not a curated record
AUGUCACUGGCAAGAUAUUUUUACUGGCAUUUUGUUGCCAUCAGCUUGUUGGUGGCAACAGCUGUAUGCGACAUUUCCAGCAAUUCUUUCCGCGAAAGGUGUUUGGCUCUCAAGCCCGCGAGACUCAUACACAACUCGACUCUGACGCGCCAAGAAUUUGUCUCGGCUGGUACGACAUUGGAUUUAUCCGAUAACGUCCCAUCAUGCAACCGUCGGUCCCAGCUUGUCACAGUCGACCUUUGCCGCAUCGCUCUCCAGAUCCCUACCUCCAAACGAUCUAGCAUCAGUUUCGAACUGUGGUUGCCACAAAAAUGGGAGGGUAGUCGAUAUCUGGCAACCGGCAAUGGGGGUGUUGAUGGAUGUAUCAAGUAUGAAGAUCUUGGAUAUGGUACAUCAAAUGGCUUUGCGACAAUGGGUACCAACAAUGGUCACAAUGGCACCACAGCUAUCACCAUGUUGAACAAUCCCGACGUUAUCAAAGACUUUUCUUACAGAUCCCUUCACACGGGCACUGAAUCGGCCAAGAAGAUCAUCAAGUCCUUCUAUGGUAAGAAGUCUGCGAAAAACUACUACAUUGGCUGUUCCCUGGGUGGUCGCAUGGGAGUCAAAGCCGCAGAGGCAUACCCCGAGGACUACGAUGGCAUCGUGGCUGGAGCCCCAGCCGUUGACUUUAAUAAUCUUCAAGGGCAAAGAGCCAUGUUUUAUCCCAUCACAGGAAACUCAACGUCGGCCAACUACAUUCCUCUCACCGCCUGGACUGGCCUUAUCCAUGAUGAAGUCCUGGCACAAUGCGACAAGAUUGACGGUGUCAAAGACGGCAUCAUCGAAGUUCCAGACAAGUGCUUCUUCAACCCCAAGAAGCUACUCUGCAAAGGCUCCCAGACCAGCAAAUGUCUCAACCAGGCCCAGGUGAAGCAACUGGAAAAGAUCUACGCUCCCUAUACCUAUCCCAACGGCAAGCUUAUCUUCCCACGCAUGAACCCUGGCAACGAGCUUCAGGCAGUUUCAAAGCUCCUCGCAGGCAAGCCCUUUGACUACUCGGUGGAUUGGUUCCGCUACGUCGUGUACAACGACCCGGAGUGGGAUGCCAAUACAUACAGCGUUGACAAUGUUCGAGCGGCUGAGAAGCUAAACCCUUCUGACAUCCGCACCUAUCCAAAGUCACUUCCGGCUUUCAAGAAGCGCGGCGGUAAACUGCUUAGCUACCACGGAGGUCAGGACAACCAGAUCACGCAGUUCAACACACAUCGCUUCUGGAAUCGCAUGGCAUCCGCUGACCGCAAUCUGCAAGAUUACUACCGUUACUUUCCCAUUUCAGGCAUGUUCCACUGCAGUACAGGUCCUGGUGCCUGGGCUAUAGGACAGGGGGGUGGUGCUCCUUCUGCGGGAGUGCCGUUUGAUCCCGAGCAUAACGUGCUGGCGGCCAUUGUGGCAUGGGUCGAGAAGGGAAAUGCACCUCAAAGUCUAACGGGUACCAAGUUUAUCAAUGACAUCUAUACUGAGGGUGUUGACUUUCGUCGCAAGCAUUGUCUGUAUCCCAAGACGCAGACAUAUAUUGGUGGGGAUCCUAAAAAGGUUACCAGCUGGCGAUGCAAAUAA